UCCGGAAAGUGAGGAACAACAAAGGCAGCAGCCUCCGCGCGUGCCGUGGCCAAUCCGGCGGAAUUUGGGCGAAGAAGAUUCCGGACAGGAAGAAGAAGACAAACUAUAGCUGUGUGCGUGCGUGUGUACGUGUGCGUUGGACGGAUUUUUUUUCACUGUGCCGCCGUAGGGGGGAAGGUUUUUCGGGGGGUUUCAAAAGGUAAACCUGCAGACACAACGCGCGGUCACUUGUGGGAUGCCCCCCCCCGUGAAAGUGCGUCGGUGUGCGUACUUUUUUGCGUAAGGGUUUGUGUGCGUGCGUGCGUGUACGCAUGCAGAUAUUCCGCGGAACGUUCCGCUGCGGUCGUUUCUAAUUAAAUUUGAUCCAAAUCAGGGAAAACCCGGUGGAGAAAUGUGAAGAAAAUCGGACGUCCUGAAUUACGGAACAUCCGUAAAAGUGUUCACCUCGUGGAGUGCUGGUCGGAAUUGCGUGGUUCCAGGUCCCGAGGGGGCAAUUUUCACUUAAGCUUGCCAGCCCGGAAAAUUGUGUGUGAGUUCAAGCAAGUGUCAAAUUACGGAACAUGGAUCCCGACUUUCCCGCAGGAUGAGGAAUGAGGAGGAGAUUUUUGCACCAGGUGAAAAAAGUCCUGCCAAGAUGGACGAGAUUGUCCAAUUGAAUCGCUGAAUUGUGUGAAAAAUCCUCACGAAAAUCCCCCUCAAGAUGAUUUUUGACAGUGAAAAAUUGUGAAAAUUGUGCGCGAGGAUUUGCGUCUGGGGAGGAAGAGAACGACGACGACGACGAAGACCGCAACGAAGAAGUGUCAGUGAAAUAUGGGAUUCCGCUGGAGCCGUUUUUCUCAAAGUGCGGGAAAUUCUCUCAGAGGGAUGCUGCUGGUGGUGGUGGUGAGUGGCGCGCGCCAUGAGUACUGCUGAGUGCCAGAGAGCAGAGGGCAGAGCGGCGAGCGCUCGCUCAAGAGAGCCUCUCUCUCAGUGAUAAGCGAGACAUAAUGAGCUGCAUAAGAAUUUAGCUUUCGGCACUCUGUCGUGCCGUGCUUUUUCUUCUUCUUUCUCUAUACUAAAAAUAUACUAAAAAUAAUCACACUCUACCAGUAACGGAGUUGCAAGGAAAAACUAUUCUUAGCAAACGAGGUAGCGGAAGCGGAACAAGCUAGUUCGUAGUAAAACAAAAGAUCUCAUACUUAAAAAAAAAAGUUCGUCACCCAAAAAAGUACACACUGCAGUGCGAGUGAGUGAUAAGCGCCAAGGUUGCGACAGCUGCAAAUAGAAAACACCGAAGUAAAACCCCUGUGCAAAAACAAAAGUUGGAAAUACUUUGCCAAGUUGUGUGCACCGGAUAGAAAGGAAAGCUACAGUGAAUUAGAUGUGAAUUUGCAACUUUUAUGUUCGUCAGUGAGUCGAUGUUGCUAGCUUUAUGAGCGUCAUCGGAAGCGGUCGAAGAUUCGAUUUGGAGCAAUGCGACACAUUCUGACAGUGCGAUUCCGUGGUCAGCAGUUUGUACGGGUUGAUUACACCCCAGAUGAAACGGUCCGCAUCGGUUACGUAAUUAAACAAAACUAUUAAAAGUGAGGUUAUGGCGGUGGAAAAAAGGGGUUGAAUGAAGAUAAAAAUUGCGCACAUUGUUCGUGACGGAGUUUGAGAGAACCUCUGGGGAAUGCUGGCAAGUGGAAUUAAAUGAAUUCAGAACGGGGUGUUAGUGUAAGUGUGGAAAAGGGGGUAAAGCUUGUCUCUGUGGAAGAAAAGUGUGUGAACCCCUAAAGUCAAGAGGAAAAUUAACGUGUGUGCAUUCCAUAGCAAGUGCGCAAAAGGAAUGUUAAGCGGGGUGGCACAAAAGAAGGCAAGAAGAAGAAGUGAGCUUCAAGUGAGCAUAAGAAAGUCAAGCUGCCAAGAAGAAGAAAAGGAAGGUGACAAGGCAAAAGGAGUCAAGCGCUUAUGUGUAGUGUCAAGCAGUGCUACGAAACACCGGGAAAAUGUGCCACUUCUUCUUAUGCAACAGCGCUGGUGGAGCAUCUGUAAACAGAGCAAGAGACUUUGUUGAGAGUUAGCGCCACAAUGUCCACAGCCAAACGGCUGGUGCUAUCGCUAAGAGGUCGCAAGGAAUCUCAGAGCACCACCCAGGGCACCUCGUCCACCCGGCUAGUGUCCGCGAACAGCACCUCACCCGGCCACGAACUCGACGAGAUCGCGGUGGUUUCCGGGAGCGCCGGGAUCGCUGAAUCGAGCCACGUGUCCUACGGCAGCCUCUCGCUCGGCCAAACCAAUGGGCCACGCUACAUACCAGAUGAUGAUGGCAAGGCAUGUUUUGACGACUCGAAACUGUCGCGGCAUCACUCGCACUCCCUCAACGGCACGGAUGCAGCCAUAAUGCAUCUGGCCCCUCCGCCCCUCGAAGCCGUCGGGUCCGACUUCAAUACCAUUCAAACGUCGUCCACGUUGGACCACAACAACCGAAACUCUGUGAGCCGUCAAAGUCUCAUGGACAUCGUGAGCGCCAAGCUGGGCAUGUCCGGUCCCCAGCUGGGCCAGAGCAUCUCGCAGCAAGGAUUCUUCUCGUCGUCCCGCGAUAGCCUGUCGGCGUCGGGCACGUCCCGGCCGCUGCAUUCCCAUGUGUCCGCCACCACCUCCGAGAUGGACCUGUCCCGGAAGGACCGGAAGCGGGAGCGGAGCAAGCUCAAGUCCGGCGACCAGCCGCUGCUCGGCUCCUGGAGCCGGACGGGACCGCGGGAGUCGAACGCGGGCACGACGGCGACCGGCGCGACCCGGGCCUCGACCAACCAUCUGGUGCCCCCGUGCGGCACCGGCAGCACCUGCAACGGAGCGGACCGGUACAUGUUCGGUCGCCGCUCGGGCUGCUCGACGUCGUCCCGCAAGUCCAACGGCCGCCGCUGGUCGUUCGUGUUCGACCCGGCGGGCCGGCUCUGCUACUACUGGUCGAUGGUGGUCUCGAUGGCGUUCCUGUACAACUUCUGGGUGAUCAUCUACCGGUUCGCGUUCCAGGAGAUCAACGGCGAAUCGAUCGUGCUGUGGUUCUGCUUGGACUACUUUUCCGACUUUCUCUACCUGGUCGACAUACUGUUCCACUUCCGGACCGGGUACCUCGAGGACGGCGUGCUCCAGACGGACUCGACCAAGCUGCGGCAGCACUACAUGAACUCGACGACGUUCUACAUAGACUGCCUUUGUUUAUUGCCGUUAGAUUUUUUAUACUUAUCGAUAGGAUUCAACUCGAUACUGCGAUCGUUUAGGCUAGUCAAGAUUUAUCGAUUCUGGGCCUUCAUGGAUCGCACCGAGCGGCACACGAACUACCCGAACCUGUUCCGUUCGACCUCACUGAUACACUAUCUGUUAGUUAUAUUUCACUGGAACGGUUGUUUAUAUCACAUUAUCUAUAAGAAUAACGGUUUCGGCUCCAAGAACUGGGUCUUCCACGACUCGGAAUCGGCGGACGUGGUGAAGCAGUACCUGCAGAGCUACUACUGGUGCACGCUGGCACUGACCACGAUCGGUGACCUGCCGCGGCCACGCUCCAAGGCCGAGUACGUGUUUGUGAUAGCGCAGCUGCUGUUCGGUUUGAUGCUGUUUGCGACGGUCCUCGGCCACGUGGCCAACAUCGUCACCUCGGUCAGUGCUGCCCGCAAGGAAUUUCAAGCCAAGCUGGACGGUGUCAAGACCUACAUGCGCAUGAGACGGGUCCCCAACCAUCUCCAGGUGAAAGUGAUCAAAUGGUUCGACUAUCUCUGGCUGACGCAAAAGUGCUCAGACGAGGAGAGAGCUGUAUCAUGUCUUCCUGAUAAAUUAAAGGCUGAAAUAGCUAUAAAUGUUCAUUUAGAUACACUUAAGCGAGUAGAAAUUUUUCAAAAUACCGAAGCGGGCUUUCUGUGCGAGUUGGUGUUAAAGCUAAGGCCGGUGCUGUUCUCCCCGGGCGACUUCAUCUGUCGGAAAGGUGAAGUCGGCAAAGAGAUGUACAUAGUGAAUCGAGGGCGGCUGCAGGUGGUCGCGGACAACGGCAAAACGGUGAUGGCGUCGCUCAAGGCCGGCUCGUACUUUGGCGAGAUCAGUAUCCUCAACAUGGGUACGGCAGGUAAAGCGCUCGGCAACCGGAGGACGGCGAGUGUCCGUUCCGUCGGCUACAGUGACCUGUUUGUGCUGAGCAAGAAGGACAUGUGGGACGUGCUGAAGGAGUAUCCGGCGGCCCGGGUGCGGCUGGAGGCGAUCGCGGUCAAGCGGCUCGAGAAGUACAAGAAGGCCCCACUAGAGAAAGUCGCCAUGGGACGCUGCCAGUCGACGCCAGGACUCGUGGAGACCCGGGGCCGCACCACCAUCGAGGACAUGUGGAUCUCCCCGACGACGGCGAUAACGACCGCCAGCUCGAUGGUCCCGUCCACAUAUCCGUCGGUGCCGUUGCCGGGUUUGGGCAGCCGCAUGACCAGUCCACGAUCCCAUCGGGGUGAGCUUGCCGGCAGUCAGCAGCCCCAAUCGCCCGGUUCGGUGAGCCCCAGCGUACACAGUUCCGGCGAGGAACGGCCUAGAAGUCGAGCGACGUCCCACCAGACAUCGCGACCCCAGUCCCAGCCGAGUCGGACCGGCGGUGGUGGACCAGGCGGAGGAGCGGGAGGAGGCGCGCCAAGUGGUCGACGGAGUAUCUGCGCAUCGGUAAGCGGGUUCACGACCAACGAAAGUAACAACCUGCUCGGACCGCCGUGCGACUCGUUGACCCACAUCGAAUCGUCCGGGGCAACGCCACUGCUGGGAUCCCACGAGGCCCUCGAGGGCGAGAUCAAGCGGCUGCGGGAACGGCUGCACACCGUCGAGUCGGAGAACUUCAGCCUGAACGCCAAGCUGGCCCAGCAACAGUGGGAGGUCGAGCACCGGCUGGCGGAAAUCGAGAUGCAAAUCUGUGGCGCGUCGUCCGCGUCCAGCAUCAGUCAGGAGAACGAAACCGAGGACCUGGAACGGAACCGGGAGAGUAUCAUAUAACACGGAAGCGAGCUGCCUCAAAAAGUUGCCCUGGUGUAUGUGCGAUGCAUGACUUGAAAACAGCGCUGAAACAGCACACGUGGGAGGACGACACCGGAGACUACACAACACGGCCAUUUCCGGAUAUUGGUUUGGUUCUGGAUCUCACCAUUUUACUCAUUUAUUUCGAUUGGAGGAACCAUCUACCUAGCAAACAUCAAAUCAAAUACUACUUCCGAAUAUUUAGACAUACACACAGAGUAGGAAGGAGCGGGCGUGAUAACAACCUGCAGAAGACGCCUAAGUUCAGUCCAGAGUUUUGCUUGUUUCGACCUAUGAAUGCGAACAAUCAAGGGGGUUCCAACAUAAUCCUGUAUUUAUCUUAUUAUUUCAUUGAACUGCUACUUCAAAUAAUUCUGGUCAAUUUGGUUGAGCUCAUUCAAAUGCAUUGACAUUUAUUUUGUUGCCAGAUCGUAAAACUGUAUUAAAAUUCUUGAGCAUUUCAAUUAACAAUUUACUAACCUUAACACGUUUACGAUUUAGUUAUAUUUGCAAAACAACUAAAGUGAAUCUACGAACAUUAGGAAAAAUAUUGUUUUUAGCAUCUCUCUGCCACUCUUUACUAACAUUGCAAAUUUCAUUAAUUUUUAAAAUCUAUUUAAAUUUAAAAACUUGUCUUAGUUUGAAAUUUUGAAUUGUCGUUAGAACAUGUUGAUAUCUAUUUUUUAUUGCGGAAAUUCGUUUCAAAUUAAACAUUAAAAAAAGUUUUUUCGAUUGAUUUUUUUGGACUGGUAUGGCAAAAAAAUUGAGUUUUAUCUUUUUUGAUUUGACAUUUUUUUUUUGUCAUUUAAAACUACUAUGAUUAAGUACAGGUUAUGUACAGGAAUAUAAGAUGAACUUUAUUUUUACUUUUUCGUGGUAUAGUUGUAUUAAUUUUUUAUUUUCUUUGAUUUUUUAUAUAUUUUUUAAUGUUUCUAAAUUUAUUAAAAAUUAUUGGAAUUUGACUGUUUUUUUUAAUUUCUUUGAAUUUCCACGCUUUUGUUUCCACUUCGAAUUUAUCUGAAUUUCCUUUUAAAAUUAUAGAUUUACUACUUUUAAAAAUGUUUAAAUUUUUUUCAUAAAUUCUUUUAGUUUCAUUGGAAUUUCGCGAAUUUCCUUGAAUUCGAAUGAAUUGAAUUGAAUUUCUUUGAUUUUUUAUAUUCUUUUUGAAUUACUUGGAAUAUCUUUGGAUUUCAAUGAAAUUUUAUGAUUUUUUUAAUU
Messenger RNA from Culex pipiens pallens (northern house mosquito), 6213 nucleotides. RefSeq names its product cyclic nucleotide-gated channel rod photoreceptor subunit alpha. Gene Ontology annotation, cellular component: intracellular cyclic nucleotide activated cation channel complex; plasma membrane. Gene Ontology annotation, biological process: monoatomic cation transmembrane transport. Bases 2050 to 4974 code for a protein of 974 amino acids. Gene Ontology annotation, molecular function: intracellularly cGMP-activated cation channel activity; protein-containing complex binding; intracellularly cAMP-activated cation channel activity. The record is from RefSeq and is a predicted model, not a curated record. NCBI's taxonomy places the organism in Eukaryota, Metazoa, Arthropoda, Insecta, Diptera, Culicidae. The transcript is spliced from 12 exons.